AUGGCUACUUGGGAACCUCUUGCAGCUCUCUUACAAGGCGGCCUCAAUAAUGGAGGACCGGUGUCGUUAAUUUAUGGUUUCGUUCUCUGCUUCUGUGGCACCCUUGCAACGGCGGCGUCCUUGGGGGAACUCGCUUCUAUGGCACCGACCUCUGGAGGCCAGUAUCACUGGGUCUCAUUGCUGGCCACUGGAAAAUGGUCGGUCAGAGUAAGUUGGAUAACAGGGUGGGUUUCUGUUCUUGGUUGGAUCGCCGCGACUGCGACACCAGCUUUUCUUGGUGCAACAUUGCUACAGGGUCUUUUUGUCCUCAACGACAGUUCAUACGUCUAUCAGCAAUUCCAUGGCACGUUGUUAUAUUUUGCUGUUAUCCUUCUUGCAAUAUUGGUCAACGUCUUCCUCAUCAGGUUCCUGCCAUAUCUGGAGACGCUGAUCCUGAUUCUGCAUAUUGGUCUUUUCUUUGCGCUUCUGGUGCCGUUGGUCUAUCUUGCGCCGCAACAUUCGGCAGUUUUUGUAUUCACGGACUUUGAGAGUCGCGUGGGAUGGAACUCUAGGGGUAUAGCUUGGUGUGUGGGCCUUCUGACAACAGCCUUUCCCUUCACCGGAUAUGACGGUGCGUGUCACAUGAGUGAGGAAAUUGAGCACGCUGAAAAAGUUGUUCCCCGUGCUCUGGUUACCUCCGUUGUUCUGAACGGUUUACUGGGAUUCGGAUUCGUCAUUGCACUUCUAUUCAGCAUGGGUGAUCUGGAAAACGUGCUGGCUUCACCGACUGGAUACCCGCUCAUCGCUAUCUUCCAUGAAGCCACGCAAUCGACACGAGCCACCAACGCUGCCAUCUGCGGGAUUGUUGCAUCAGCCAUUGCCUCGGUACUAGGACUGAUGGCAUCAGCGUCUCGCACAACUUGGGCCUUCAGCCGCGACAGAGGUCUGCCGUUCAGCAAACAGCUUAGCCACGUUAACAAGCGCCGAGCCAUUCCCCUCAACUCGAUACUCGCAACAACGUCCUCUCUGCUCCUCCUUGGUUUGAUCAACCUCUGGAACACCAACGCAUUUCUUGCCAUUGCCGGCGUUGCAACGGUGGCUCUGUAUUUCACUUACCUCAUGCCCAUUGCCCUUCUUCUGAUGAGGAGGUUCAGGGGCGACGAGAUCAAGUUUGGUCCAUGGAAGCUCGGCAGAUGGGGUCUGGCGAUCAACCUCUUCAGCGUUCUUUACACAAUCUUUACCUCCAUCUUCAUGUUCUUCCCAGCAGUCAUACCUGUCACCCCGGGCAAUUUCAACUGGACUAGUGUAGUUUUCAUUGGGACUUUGGCUAUAAGUGGCGUCUCCUGGCUUGUAUUUGGCAUGAAGUCUUUCACCGGGCCAGUCAGAGAAACAGUGAGUUAG
Messenger RNA from Endocarpon pusillum Z07020, 1380 nucleotides. RefSeq lists its product as uncharacterized. Gene Ontology annotation, molecular function: transmembrane transporter activity. Gene Ontology annotation, cellular component: membrane. The transcript has 3 exons. The record is from RefSeq and is a predicted model, not a curated record. Lineage: Eukaryota; Fungi; Ascomycota; Eurotiomycetes; Verrucariales; Verrucariaceae. Gene Ontology annotation, biological process: transmembrane transport. Bases 1 to 1380 code for a protein of 459 amino acids.